Molecule: messenger RNA, 1071 nt
Organism: Fonsecaea nubica
Lineage: Eukaryota; Fungi; Ascomycota; Eurotiomycetes; Chaetothyriales; Herpotrichiellaceae
Product: agmatinase
Exons: 3
Coding region: 1-1071 (356 amino acids)
Molecular function (GO): metal ion binding; agmatinase activity
Source: RefSeq, a predicted model, not a curated record
AUGUUAAUCAAGGCCUUUGCCCUCCUGGCAUGUGCCAGCUGCGCGCUCGCCCAUGGCGACCACGACCACGAUCAAGCUCCCAUUGAAGGACCGCACAAGUCGCUUUGGUACAACACCCUGCCAGGUGAUGGUGGCACACAGGCGGACUCUGUCUUCUCUGGCAUCUCGACCUUCGGCCGCCUCCCCUAUUUCCCCUGCCUGACCAGCGACGAGGAGAAAUAUGACAUUGCAUUUCUUGACGUCCAACAAAAAAGGUACGACAAUCACUACGCGCUCCAGCAGAUCGAGGACGGACACAACACGCUGCUCAUGCGCACGCCGUACACGGCGGCGCAGGAACCGGGCAUCUCCAAGGCGGGCAAGACGCUGCCACGGAUCAUCACGCUCGGGGGCGACCACACGAUCACGCUGCCGCUGCUGCGGUCGAUCAACAAGGCGUACGGCCCGAUCAGCGUGAUCCACUUCGACUCGCACCUCGACACGUGGAAGCCCAAGGUGUUUGGCGGGGCGCCGUCCAAGCAGGCGGCCAUCAACCACGGGACGUACUUUUACUGGGCGUCCGAGGAAGGUCUGUUGGCCAACGACAGCUCGAUCCACGCGGGGAUCCGCACGACGCUGUCCGGCCCCUCCGACUACGAGAACGACGGGUACUGCGGGUUCACGCGGGUCGAGGCGCGCGAGAUCGACACCAUCGGCGUCGAGGGCAUCGUGCGCCGCAUCCGCGACCGCGUCGGCACCGUCGACCCCGUCUACCUCUCCAUCGACAUCGACACCCUCGACCCGGCCUUCGCCCCCGCCACCGGCACCCCCGAGACCGGCGGCUGGAGCACCCGCGAGCUGCGCACCAUCCUGCGCGGCCUCGAGGGCCUCAACUUCGUCGCCGCGGACAUCGUCGAGGUCGCCCCGGCCUACGACACGAACGCGGAGCUGACCACCAUGGCCGCCGCGGACGUCCUCUACGAGGUCAUGACCAUCAUGGUCAAGAACGGGCCCUUGACUAAGAAGGCCGCCCAGGGCGACGGCAAGUCCGACGACUUCGCACUACCCGAGCACGCCGAGGAAUUGAAGUAA